AUGGUCGAUGACGAGCAGCGACCACUGGAUCGCUCUCCGUACUACGUCAAUCAUUCUGAACAUCUUGACCGUGUCCUAAAUAGGCCUCAAAUUGCAGCAUGUAUUGGGGGAGGAAUCUUCAUCACCUCCGGGGCAUUGAUCUCCACCACGGGCUCAUUAGGGGCAGCAAUCAGCUAUGUCAUCGCUGGUGGUAUCGUCGCUUGUGUUCUUUAUACUAUUACUGAGAUGGUGACAUGUCGGCCGCUAACGGGCGCCCUCAUUGAUCUGCCUCAUACCUUCCUCGAUCCCGCAUGCGGCUUCACUGUUGCAGCUUUAUAUGGUUUGGGCAAAAUAUGUGCCAUGGCUACUCUAACCGCGCAUGCGGCGAAGUUGACGUCUCUGUUGACGAAAAAUGAAAAAGCGCUACAUCCGAUUGGCGCUGAAGUGGCCAUCAACUUCGCCUUCAUUGUCUUGACGACGCUCACACACUGUCUAGGUGUUAGACUAUACGGCAAGAUCGAGAGAGUUAUCAUGUGGUUCAAGAUAGGCUUACUUGCCCUCGUCUGCGUACUAAUGAUAGUAAUAAAUCUCGGAGGUGGAGGCCCAAGACAAGGAGGGUACUCUACGAAUUACACAUCAAAUGCCUUUACCCCUGGAUGGAACCCGACUGGGUUUGAGAAGACCACCGCAGCCUCGCUCACACUUACGGGCAUUUCGGAUAAAGAAUUCGGGAUAAGCGGGCCCGGCGGGAUGUUUUUCGCCUUCGUUACCUCCGUCACGUUGGCCAUAUUCUCAUGUCUUGGUGCAGACCUGGUUGCAAUGACUGCAGGAGAAGCGAGGAACCCCUGGAAGGAUAUUCCCGUCACGAUGUCGUUCGUCUACCUCGUUCCACUAAGUCUCUACCCUUUCGCAAUGCUAGCGGGUGGAGCCAAUGUCAACUACGCAGAUCCUAGCUUGUCAAAGGUUUGGGCCAGAAGUCGUGGUGCAACGAAGUCACCUUUUGUGAUCGCGGCGGAGGAAUCCUCACUAGAUGCAUUACCAAAUGUCCUGAACGCGUUUUUCAUAGUUUCAGCUUACACCACAGCAAAUACUGACCUUUAUGCCGCUUCUCGUAGCGUAUUCAUGCUCUCGCAGCAGUACCUUCCGCAGAACAUAGCCAACGUCUUCGGUCGAACCAACAACGGGCACACACCACUCGCGGCAAUACUAUUCUGUUCGGCACUCGGAUUUAUAUCUCUCAUUGGGUUAGCCGACAAAACCGGUGCGCAGCCUCGCAUCACUCUCUCGGAACUAUACACGAGUUCUGCAACGUGCAUUUAUCUUUGCCUGUGCGUAACCUUCCUAAGGUUCAAAGCUGGGCUUGACCGGCUAGAAAAACGUAAGAUAUUCAGCCGCAACGACCCGCUCUACCUCUCGCGACUGUUCAAGUCCCGCUGGCAGCCCCUCCCCGCUUACAUCGGCAUUGUCGGAUGCACUUUUGUAAUCGUCUGGUCUGGAAUUCCUCCACUGACCAUCCUCAUUGCGAAGCGCAGUCUUGAGCCAACGGCAAAUCUCAAGCCAACGAUCAGCCUUGCCUUUGACGUCCUGGGUGCCUAUAUCGGGCCUUUCCUGUUUGCCUCGCUCUACCUGUCUUACAAGUACAUCCAUCCGCGUUCGUCCUGCGUGGAUCUCCGCAAUAUCACAGUCGAGGAUUACGUGUUAGAAGACUUAUCGACGAUCGAGUUUGAAGGCCCGUUGUCAACUUCACCGGUGCCUCACUAUCCUCUAGGGUCGCACGAGCUUGAAGCGCAGACUGACAUGAGUCCCACGGCGACAUCCGAGAGCCCGUUUAAAGAGGAGCAUAUGUACGCCAGCAUAGAGAUGAGUUCAGACAUGCAGGAGGAGAUCGAAGCCCAGGAUGCUAGGAGGAAGGAGACGGAGAGGAUAGCCCAGAUAUUGAGAAGGAGGCCGAAGAGGCUAGAACGCGGAGUUUGGAGAGAGAUUUGGAGCUUUGUUGUUACGGAUCAGGAUUGA
Molecule: messenger RNA, 1992 nt
Organism: Cucurbitaria berberidis CBS 394.84
Lineage: Eukaryota; Fungi; Ascomycota; Dothideomycetes; Pleosporales; Cucurbitariaceae
Exons: 4
Coding region: 1-1992 (663 amino acids)
Biological process (GO): amino acid transmembrane transport
Cellular component (GO): membrane
Molecular function (GO): amino acid transmembrane transporter activity
Source: RefSeq, a predicted model, not a curated record